CAUUUCACUGACUCAAAUUUGAUUCGUCAUCUUCUUCUUCUCUUUCUCUCUCUCCUUCACAUCCAUUCGUCGAGUUUCUGGGAAAGCUUUAACCAAGUCAAAAGAAAUCACCUUUAUAGUAUUUUUCUUACAAUUUUACAAAAACAGACCUAAACCUUGAUGAUCUUAGCUGUUGAAUUGGCUAUCAAAUCUUCCUUUUUUGUUAUUAUAAAAUUAACAUUAUUUAAAAAAUAUAUAUUUUAUCCAUUAAGGAUUCAACUUGUUUGUUUGGUCCAAGAAUAUGUCUUUGUAACUACAUAAAGUAAUCGGAUAAAAACAUACCAAGUUGUUUCAAAAAAAAAGAAAACCAAGUCAUGACUCUCUCUUCACCUCCCUUUGUCUCUCUAAGCUGUUAAAAUCAUUUCAACAACGAGAUUAAGGAAACAAAAACCUUGAAGCUCUGAAGUCAAAUCCAUCAGCAAUCUUCAAAUUUAUCUCUCUCUCUUUCUUGGUUUCUGUAGCUUCUUGGAUUAUCAGAUCUUAUCCGUUGAAGUUCAAGAAAUGGGAGAUGGUGCUUUAAUUGUAGCGGUAGCGAUCAAAGGGAACAAUAGCAAAACCAAAGGUGUUGUUCGAUGGGCACUUCAACAAUUCGCUUCUCAAGAGCAUGUCGUCUUCAAGGUCUUAAAUGUCCAGCCAAGAGAUUCGACCUCGGUUUCAACCACAAGAAAAGAUUCGACCGCAGCGGUCUACAAGAAUGAUGUUGAUAGGAAGACCAGAGAAAUGCUUCUUCCAAGCAGAGACAUGUUUGCUCAAAGAGAGGUACAAAUGGAUAUAAUGGUGCUUGAAUCAGAUGAUGUAGCAGAUGCAAUCUCUAAAGCGGUUCAAGAACAUGGAAUCGGUGAGCUAGUCAUUGGAGCUUCCUCUUCUAUUAUCUUCUCAUGGAAGUUGAAGAGAAGCAACUUGUCUUCCAAGAUUUUAGAUGUCACACCAAGAUUCUGCACCGUUCACGUUAUCUCUAAAGGAAAGCUUCUUAAUGUUCGCAAAUCCGAUAUAGACAUUGAAACAAGCAUUACAGAUGAUAGAAGCGAAAGCCAGUUCACUUCAAGUACCAAUUCAGGGUCAGUAAGUUCCACAUCGAGUCAUCAAUUCUCAUCUACACCUCUACUCUUCCAAAGAAUGCAAGCUCUUUCAACCGUUAACCAGAAGGUCGGCACAAAUAUUGGAAUAAAUAACAAUAUUGAUACGCACCAUAACAGAGCCGCGUCACUUGGUUUGGAUGACACAAAGAUGUUUAACCAGAAGGGGUUUUACCGAACAAACAGCUCGGGAAUCGGGUAUGGAGGAAAUGAUAUUCAAGGCAGGAGAAUGUCUUAUACAGAUGAGGGUUCAAGCUCAAGUUGCUCCAGCGACCCUACUUCAUCUAGUAGCCAGGUGAGUAAAGACUUCGAGUUAGAGAAGCUGAAGAUUGAGCUCCGUCACAUUAAAGGAAUGUAUGCAGCUGCUCAGGGAGAAGUUAUGGAUGCUUCUAGAAAGGUUCAAGAUCUGAACCAGCGCAGGUCAGAGGAAGCUGCGAGGCUCAAGAACUUAACGAUAAGAGAAGAAGACGAGGAAGAUGUGGUGGAGAUGGAGAGGGAGAGACAGGAGGAGGCGGAGAAAGAAGCUGAGCUCGUGAGGAUAUGCGUUGAGAGAGAAACUGGAGACAAGCUUGAGGCGCAAGCAAGAGCCGAAGAGGUUAGAAAGGAGAAGCAGAGGCUAGAGGAUGCACUUGAAGGAGGACCGCUUCAACGCCAACAAUACAUGAAGUUUGAGUGGGAAGAGAUCGUUCAGGCCACGUCAUCUUUCUCAGAUGAACUUAAAAUUGGAAUGGGCGGGUAUGGAAGCGUGUAUCGGUGUAACUUGCACCACACGACAGUAGCUGUCAAGGUUCUUCAUUCUGACAAAAGUAACUUAACCAAACAGUUUCACCAAGAGCUUGAGAUUCUUAGCAAGAUUCGUCACCCACACUUGCUUCUCCUCCUUGGCGCAUGUCCUGACCACGGCAGCUUAGUCUACGAGUAUAUGCACAACGGAAGCCUCGAGGAAAGACUCAUGACACGCAGACCAAACCCUGACGCACUGCAACCGCCGUUACGGUGGUUUGAGCGGUUCAGGAUCGCUUGGGAGAUAGCUUCAGCUCUCUACUUUCUCCACACAAACGAGCCAAGACCAAUCGUUCACCGUGAUCUUAAACCGGCAAAUAUACUCCUAGACCGGAACAAUGUGAGCAAAAUCGGAGACGUAGGCCUCUCCAAGAUGGUUAACCUCGACCCUUCUCAUGCCUCAACCGUUUUUAACCAAACCGGUCCGGUAGGAACAUUUUUCUACAUUGAUCCUGAGUACCAAAGAACCGGUGUGGUGACUCCAGAGUCCGAUAUCUACGCGUUUGGAAUCAUACUUCUUCAGCUAGCCACGGCUAGGUCAGCAAUGGGUUUGGCUCAUUCGUUAGAGAAAGCGUUGAGAGAUCAAACCGGGAAGUUUUCUGAGAUCUUGGAUAAGACUGCUGGUGAUUGGCCGGUUAAGGAAGCGAAAGAGAUGGUUAUGAUAGGGCUUAGGUGCGCGGAGAUGAGGAAGCGUGACCGUCCUGAUCUAGGGAAAGAGAUUCUACCGGUUCUUGAACGGUUAAAGAACGUUGCUUGUAACGCAAGAAACGUGUUUUCUGAAACCCUAGCAGACAAUAACCACCAGGCUCCGGGGCAUUUCUACUGUCCAAUAACUAAGGAUGUGAUGGAUAAUCCAUGUGUAGCUUCUGAUGGAUAUACAUACGAGAAGAGAGCCAUUAUUGAAUGGCUUGAGAAGAAUCAUAAAUCUCCAAUGACGGAUUUGCCCUUCACCAACCAAACUCUCCUUCCUAAUCAGUCUCUUCUUUCUGCUAUUAAGGAGUGGAGAUCAAAUCUAAUUAAAUAGAAAAAAGGUUACAAGUUACAAAUCUAAACUCCUCUAUUAACAUGCAUCAUUGUGUUUUCCUUUUCCUCACCACUUAUGUGCUCACGUACUGACGUACACUUACACACACGACCACACAAGUAGAUAUGUUUAUACAUACUGAAAAUAUUUGAGUUUUG
This is a messenger RNA of Raphanus sativus (radish), 3080 nucleotides long. Its product is annotated as U-box domain-containing protein 51. Lineage: Eukaryota; Viridiplantae; Streptophyta; Magnoliopsida; Brassicales; Brassicaceae. The record is from RefSeq and is a predicted model, not a curated record. Bases 541 to 2922 code for a protein of 793 amino acids. Gene Ontology annotation, biological process: protein phosphorylation; protein ubiquitination. Gene Ontology annotation, molecular function: ATP binding; protein kinase activity; ubiquitin-protein transferase activity. The transcript has 8 exons.